This is a messenger RNA of Alternaria incomplexa, 498 nucleotides long. RefSeq lists its product as uncharacterized. The coding region runs from base 1 to 498 and encodes 165 amino acids. The record is from RefSeq and is a predicted model, not a curated record. The transcript has 2 exons. Lineage: Eukaryota; Fungi; Ascomycota; Dothideomycetes; Pleosporales; Pleosporaceae.
AUGAAGAUCGUAGCAAUGGGCAGCAUCUCCAAUGUCGCGGACAUGACACACUCUUGGUCAGAGAUAACGAUCUGGUAUCUGACUGAGAACAACGUCCUCAUGAUCGCUGGAUGUUUCCCUGCCCUGCGGCCGUUCUGGCGUGUUGCGAUUGGCAAAUACAGCUCGUACCUCUCGUCGAACGCAUCACGCAAAAAUCCUCCACGAGGCGAAAACGGACAAUCGACCGAAGACAAAGAGCUGCAAGUGUACACGGUGGGAUCGCAGCCCAAACUAGGGAAGAAACCCAAUUUGUAUUCGACAACGAUCCGCGUCAGUAGUGAAGAAAGGUUAUGUCCCAGAUUAGACGGAAGUUCUGUGGAGACCAUUGAGAGGAUCCUGCACAACCAUGGAGACGAGCGCUUCGAGCGCCAGGCUUGCAUUGCCAGCACUCGGACAGGUGGAAUAUCGCCCAGCGAUUGCACGAAAAUAACAGUUACCAGUGAGGUAGAGAUCAAGUGA